AAUCUGAAUUAAACUCCUAAACAAACACUUCAUUCAUUUCUCACUCUUUGUUUUCGUUUAUUCUGUAGGGGUGCCCUGAGUAUAGAACACAUAUAAAAUGGUGAAGGCCGUUGCUGUCCUUAGCAGCAGUGAAGGUGUUGGUGGAACCGUUUUCUUCACUCAAGAGGGAGAUGGUCCAACGACUGUAACAGGGAACAUUUCUGGUCUGAAGCCUGGCCUCCAUGGAUUCCAUGUUCAUGCUCUUGGUGACACAACAAAUGGUUGCAUGUCAACAGGACCUCACUUCAAUCCUGCUGGAAAAGAGCACGGUGCUCCUGAAGAUGAGAAUCGCCAUGCUGGUGAUCUUGGAAACGUAACUGUUGGUGCCGAUGGCUCUGCUAGUAUCUCAAUUGUUGACAAACAGAUUCCCCUGACUGGUUCAAACUCCAUUAUUGGAAGAGCCGUUGUCGUCCAUGCAGAUCCUGAUGACCUUGGAAAGGGGGGGCAUGAACUUAGCAAAAGCACAGGAAAUGCUGGUGGCAGAGUAGCUUGCGGUAUCAUCGGUUUGCAGGGGUGAAAUGUUGGUCCUGGUGAGUGGUGACCAGAAUAAUACGGUGAUUGGAGAGCAAACUCUGUAUGUGAACUAGAAACUUGGUGAAUAAAAGUAAAAGAAGCGUUGUUUAGUGUUUGUUUUGAAACUUAAAAGGAGUGAUCUCUUAAUGGAAUGGAAUUUUUUUUGACUUUUAUGGUAAGCUAUUAUUUGCUGAAAUGCCUAAUUUUCCGCC
Molecule: messenger RNA, 764 nt
Organism: Hibiscus syriacus
Lineage: Eukaryota; Viridiplantae; Streptophyta; Magnoliopsida; Malvales; Malvaceae
Product: superoxide dismutase [Cu-Zn]-like
Exons: 8
Coding region: 98-556 (152 amino acids)
Biological process (GO): removal of superoxide radicals
Molecular function (GO): superoxide dismutase activity; copper ion binding
Source: RefSeq, a predicted model, not a curated record